This is a messenger RNA of Durio zibethinus, 2834 nucleotides long. NCBI's taxonomy places the organism in Eukaryota, Viridiplantae, Streptophyta, Magnoliopsida, Malvales, Malvaceae. The record is from RefSeq and is a predicted model, not a curated record.
UUAUCCCUAUAUUGAAUUUUGUGUUAGUUUAAAUCUUUUCAUUAGCACAUUCUCUUCCUAUUUAUGUACUUAUUUGCUGAUGCAACUAUUUGGUUUUUACAGGAUAGGUACAGAGCAUGAAAAGUUUGGUUUUGAGUUCAAAACUUUGCGACCUAUGAAUUAUGAACAAAUAGCAGAAUUGCUUAAUGGUAUUUCAGAGAGAUUUGAUUGGGAUAAAGUAAUUGAAGGUGACUAUAUUAUAGGACUUAAACAGGGGAAGCAAAGCAUAUCGGUUGAACCUCGAGGACAGUUUGAGCUCAGUGGUGCACCUCUUGAAACUUUGCAUCGAACAUGUGCAGAGGUUAAUUCACACCUCUAUCAGGUUAAAGCUGUUGCAGAGGAAAUAGGAAUCGGCUUCUUAGGGAUUGGCUUCCAGUCUAAACGGGGAAUAAAGGAUAUUCCUGUUAUGCCCAAGGGAAGAUAUGAGAUAACGAGAAAUUACAUGCGUAAAGUUGGUUCACUUGGACUAGAUAUGAUGUUUAGGACUUGCACGGAUCAGGUUAAUCUGGACUUCAGUUCAGAAGCUGACAUGAUAAGGAAAUUUCGUGCUGGUCUUGCUCUGCAACGUGUGAGAACAUUAAUAUUUUGCCAUCCCCUGAAAUUCUCUGCUUUACAAAUUUCCAACUAGUGUAUCUAAUGAAACAAAUAGCAGCAGCUCUAUUUGCAAAUUCGCCUUUUACUGAAGGAAAGCCAAAUGGUUACCUCAGCAUUAGAAGGUUCUGAAAACUUACUAUAAAGUCAUUUUUUCAUAGUCUUCUCUGUUUUCAUAUUUAUUGAUUUUUCUUUAAAAAAAAAAAAGAAUUGAACAGUCAAAUCUGGAGUGAUACUGAUAAUGAUCGUACGAGCAUGUUUCCAUUUGUUUUUGAUGACUCUUUUGGGUAAGCUUUGUUUAUGUUAACAGUACAUACAAGUGCUCUGUGACUUUAAAUUAGCUUGCUUAGAAAAUCCAGUCCUAUUAUUGUGAACAUUUCAAUCUAUCAGAUCCUUGUGAGAAAUCAUCCUUUCUUGUGUCUGGUUAAUUACAUGAUGGUAUUUUAUUUAUGUGUUGCAUGUUUGAGCUGUAUGUUGACUAUGCUCUUGAUGUUCCAACGUAUUUUGUAUAUCGGAAAAAGAACUACAUUGACUGCACCGGGAUGACAUCCAGGGUUUCCAUCUAUCCUUGAUAGUCUUGUAAUUUGAAGCUUCUUCUGUAGCCAUUCUUUUUUACUCAUGCAUUCAGGCCUCUGUGUUGCUCAACAUUCUUUUCCAUAAAAUCUUGAUAAAUAUUUUGACCUCAAAUUUCUUUAUUCUGUCAGAAUGACAGUACUCAUGAUUCAGGAUUUUAUGGCCGGAAAACUUCCGUGUAUUCCUGGUGAACUGCCGACCCUUAAUGACUGGGAAAAUUGUUUGACAACAAUAUUUCCAGAGGUCUAUUGCUUAAUUCGAGAUUGACUUGCUUAAACUUUAUAUUUUCUCUUAUUUAAGCCACAUGUGAUUCUUUCCAUUCAGGUUCGACUUAAGAGGUACCUGGAGAUGAGAGGUGCUGAUGGAGGGACUUGGAGUUAUGUGCUUUGCCAGCGUUUUGGGUGAUUGGCCCCUUUUAUGUGCUUAUGCACAAUCCAUAUCGUGAAUGAUUUAGUAGUACCUGUGGAAUGAAAAUCAGUGCUUCGACAAUUUUAUAUGAAAACACUCUUAAGGCUAGGUGUCUCAAUUUGAAUAACGUUAUUUCGUGUUUUCAGCUUUGGUUGGUCCCACGUUGAUAUGCUGUCGAGCAUCUACGUGUAAUUAUAAACUGUAUAAUGAUUUCUCAAGCAUCUCUUUUUCCACAUUGCUAUUACGGCCAUUUAGGUUAGCCUUUAAACUGUUAUGUAUAACGUUAAGUUUCCUGUUAUGUAAUUUUAAUUCAAUGGGGCUUGUUUUGUGCCUAUAUUAAUGACUGUAUAUUUUCAUCUUUCUCAUAAUCCAUAUCUUCCUUUCCAGGAUGUGUGUAUGCUUGCUCUCUUGCUUGUUGAAAACAGAAUAUUAACUGUAUAAUUUCUGCAAAAGUUGCUUAUCUUAAGUUUCUUUCUGUUUUCAGGUGGGUUUGUUAAAUGAUGAGGUCUCACUCCAGAAUAUUCUAGACAUGACAGCUGAUUGGACCACUGAAGAGAGAGAAAUAUUGAGAAAUAAGGUAAUUGAAACGCUCCCUUAGCAAUGUCUCUUUAGGAGGGUAGAAAUACUCCCUUUUUUGUUAUGAGCACUUUGGUGUCCUUAGAUGUUCUAGGCUUGCAUUUGUUGUCAGUCAUAGAAGCAUACUUUAUGCCCUUUAUGCUUAAGGUCCCAGCCAUUCGCUGCAACCAAAAAAAAGAAAGGAAAAAAAUGAAGUGGCACCAAGUGGGUGCUGAUCCAAGUUGAUUAUGCUCGAGUUUGUUUUACAACUUAUUCUCAAUUUUUGGAGUGCAACUUAAGAAUGUCUCUGGCAAAAAAUAUAAAUUCAAAAUUGCGUUUAGUUUACAGUAUUGAGAUACAUGUAUACAGCUUUUGCUUUGUCCUUUAUGCAGUGCUAAGACUGCAGGUCUAAGUUCAAAGAUCUGUUUAGUAGGUUCCAAAGACUGGUUUAAAGGCACCAUUUCGGUAUGGGUUCUUGCAGCAUGUAGCAGAAGAUGUAUUGAAGUUGGCAAAGAUAACAUAAGAUAUUUCUAUUUUUUUGUUUUGUUUGAAAUCCUAAACUAGUCAUUUUUUCUGCUGCUGCUGUCGUAGAUUUUACAGUUACUUUUUAACUCUAAUCAAUAGCCAUGUGGGAUGGCUUGGAAAGAAGAGGCUUUAAGGAGGCAGGG